Heterocephalus glaber (naked mole-rat) is the source of this 3927-nucleotide messenger RNA. RefSeq names its product syntrophin beta 1 (gene Sntb1). Lineage: Eukaryota; Metazoa; Chordata; Mammalia; Rodentia; Bathyergidae. Gene Ontology annotation, molecular function: protein binding; structural molecule activity. The record is from RefSeq and is a predicted model, not a curated record. Gene Ontology annotation, cellular component: intracellular anatomical structure; synapse; dystrophin-associated glycoprotein complex.
CAGCAUGCCGGAAACAUGGCGCUAGCGGCGGCGGGCGGCGGGGGCGGCCGGGCGCGGCGCAGCGGGCUGCUGGAAGUUUCGGUGCGCGACCGCUGGCACAAAGUUCUGGUGAACUUGGGCGAGGACGCGCUGGUGCUGAGCGGCGAGGCGGGCGCGGCGGCGCACAACGGGCCGGGGGCGGCGGCGCAGGGCACGCGGGGCGCGGGCGCGGGCCCCCCCGAGUGCCCGGCCGGGGUGCGCCCCGCCGGCCCCGCCGCGCCCGAGCCUGUGUGCAGCCAGAAGCGCGGCGUGAAGGUGCUGAAGCAGGAGCUGGGCGGUCUGGGCAUCAGCAUCAAGGGCGGCCGCGAGAACCGCAUGCCCAUCCUCAUCAGCAAGAUCUUCAAGGGGCUGGCGGCCGACCAGACCCAGGCCCUGUACGUGGGCGACGCCAUCCUGUCGGUGAACGGCGCCGACCUGCGGGACGCCACGCACGACGAGGCGGUGCAGGCGCUGAAGCGCGCGGGUCGCGAGGUGCUGCUGGAAGUGAAGUACAUGCGCGAAGCCACGCCCUACGUGAAGAAGGGCUCCCCGGUGUCAGAGAUCGGCUGGGAGACACCGCCCCCCGAGUCCCCGCGGUUGGGGGGCGGCUCCUCGGACCCGCAGUCCUCGCAGGCCUUCUGCUUCCACCCAGACCAGAAGAGCAUCCCGCUGAGGAUGUGCUACGUCACGCGGAGCCUGGCCCUGGCGGACCCCGAGAACAGGCAGUUUGAGAUCCACUCCCCAGACACCAAGCACACGGUGGCCCUCAGGAGCAAGGACUCAGCCACCGCCCAGGCCUGGUUCAGCGCCAUCCACGCCAACGUGAGCGACCUGCUGCCCAGCGUGAUCAGCGAGGUCAGAGAGCAGCUGGGGAAGGUGGGCCUCGUUGGGGGUCAUGAGAUUCGGCACCUGGGCUGGCUCGCCGAAAAGGUGCCCGGGGACAGCGGGAGGCAGUGGAAGCCAGCCCUGGUCGUCCUGACGGAGAAGGACCUCUUGGUGUAUGACAGCAUGCCGAGGAGGAAGGAGGCCUGGCUCAGCCCCGCGCACUCCUACCCUCUCCUUGCCACCAGGCUAGUCCAUUCGGGGCCUGGGAAGGGCUCACCCCAGGCCGGUCUGGAGCUGUCCUUUGCAACACGAACUGGCACCAAGCAAGGAAUUGAAACCCAUCUCUUCCGGGCAGAGGUCAGCAAGGACCUCUCCCAGUGGACAAGGAGCAUAGUGCAGGGAUGCCACAACUCAGCUGAGCUCAUUGCUGAAGUCACCACUGCUUGCACCUACAAAAACCAGGAGUGUCGCUUGACUGUGCAUUAUGAGAAUGGAUUUACUGUUACCACUGAGCCACAGGAGGGUGCCUCUCCCAAGACAAUCAUACAGUCGCCUUAUGAGAAGCUCAAAAUGUCUUCAGACGAUGGGACCCGGAUGCUGUAUUUAGACUUUGGAGGCAAAGAAGGCGAGAUUCAACUGGACCUUCAUUCCUGCCCCAAGCCAAUUGUUUUCAUCAUUCAUUCCUUCCUGUCAGCUAAGAUUGCAAGACUUGGCUUGGUGGCUUGAGCAGAGGGGCGACUUGCCUUAGAAAGGGAGCCCUGGGAUGCCGCCAAAGAUUGUGACACCGGACACCACUGUCGGGAGCCAAGCACCAGAUGUAGCAUGCCAGGGCCAGCUCCGGGUCUCAGCAGUCGGGUGAUUCCCCAGCUCCUCCAUCCACAACCACAAGGGGUGCGGGGAUACCCCAAGAAACACCACGAGAUACAUCAGAAAAACACUUCUCAGAGCAGACAAGGUUGAGAAGGGGAAGGCGAGUCGGGGUACACAGCAUAGCUUCUAAACGAUGACAGCCAAGGACAAGGCCGUUAGAACAGCAGGUGCAAUCUUGGACCAGUUUCUAGGCAACUGAUUCUCCCAGGUAAGCAAGAGCUGAAUAGAUGGGAAAUGGAUAUUUUCACCUAUCUGCCCCACCCCAAUAACAAUGAUCCCUUGUCUUAUUGCAGUUUAUGUCCUAAUUCUAGUUGAUUUUCACUGGUAGGAAAAGAAAAAUUCUCCAAACAGAAGCCCACCUUUUAUUUAAGUGGGAAGCAGCUGUUAGCUUUUUCCUCACUGAGUUAUCUGUCAGUGGUGUAGAAUGAUUCCAAAGUGUUCUCAUUAGCAUAUGCUGAGCGGGAAUUGAAUAACACAUCAGAUACUGAUCUGACCUGGAAGCUGGUGCAAUCAGAGCCAGAGUACACUGCUUAAAUUGCAAAGCUUUGCUGAAGAGCUGUGUGCACAAAAGAUGAUGAAUUCUGGGGGAACACUCACACCAUGCUCUCUUAUGGCCAAGACUGAUAGCUUAAUUUAUGGAAAGCAAAUUAUGUUUUUUUAAAGGUCGUCAUCAUAUAUGUGUGUACACACACACACAAACACACACAUAAGAACAUGAUUGAGGGUAACUAAUUGUCCCCAUGUCCUGAUUUUCUGUGAAGUCCCGAGCAGCUGGUGACCCUUUGUUUGUCCCUGUGCUUGUAUGCAUGCAUUUCCAAGCAAGGCUCACGGAAUUCUGGAAGAUGCGGAGUUUUACACCUAAGCCCAUCCCUAUAACCCAGUCUACCGAUGGCAUCUGCAGCUCUUUUCAAAUCCCAGGGAAAUAAUAUAAUGACCUGAUAUUUUUCUAGAAAAUAUUUUGGGACAAUGGAAAGCACAUCACAGAUAAGCUUAAUGCUUCUGUUUUUACCUAUCAUGAUUUACUCACUAAAAGUAACACCCAUUGUCUGAUGUUAGAGUCAUUUUCUCAAACCUUGGAAGGUAGCCCCGGAGUUUCUGCAAGCAUUUCUAACACCUCUUUCCCUGUAGUUUACGCAGACAAAUGUACAUUGUAGACCUGUGUUUUAAGCAUUGUAUUUUAGCAAAUGCCAGUCCAAAGAGGUUUAAAAGUCAUUUGGUUAAGGGAUGCAAACUUGCUCCCUCAGACAUGCAUGUGUAUUGAGUUGCAGUUUUAUUUUAAAUCAUCUCUCAGAAUAUCAUUCAUAUAGGGGUUUGGUAAUAAAAAUCUGCAUUUAAAUACUGAGUUAAAAACAUGUUAACCAGAUUUCAUGGUUGCUGGCCUCCUCCACACUUUAACGUCCAUUGUGAUGCUUCUGGUGUCUGGUGCACUGUCCCUGAGUUAACCUUCAGGACUCCUUACUUCCCACUAGAACAGUUUUGAAGCUAGCAUUUUUUCUGUUCCGUUUGAAGUGUAUGUUUGCAAUACAUAAGAGCUACAUUUGCUUUGGGGACUUGGUACAUGUAUAUAGCUUAUCUUGAUCAUUUUUGAUCCCUUAUUAAAAAAAAAUAAUCCUUUAAAAAAAACAGCUUGAGGAUAUUGACUUUGUGUUUGUUUCCUGUUUUCCAAUGCUGAAGAAUGAAAUCCCAGCUUAAAUACUGUAGGAAAGCAUUGAAGCAUUUGUAAAUUAUACUCUUUCAUUAUAUAUUUUCAAAAUCUCUGGAAUGUUGUUAUACAAGAGAAUUCUACUUGUCUAUUGUAAAUAACACAUUAAAAUACAUAUAUUAAUGCCAAUAGUUUAAUUCAACAAUAUGUAAUUUAAGGUGCUCGGUACUACAUGAAGUAUGAGUUAAUCGUUCUUGAUUAAGUUGCAAAGAUUCUAUUAUAUAUUUAUAGACAAAUUAAAAUAAUCACAGUUGCAAAUAUUUCCUCAGUGCUGAAGUUUUGGACUGACUGAUACCCAUGUGAGAGCCAACAGAAACUAUAUCCUCUACAUUUAUAAAAAUUUAAUUUAAAUAUUUAUAUUUUAGGAAAAACAUAUUUGAAGAAAAUUAAUGCAUUUUCUGGGGCAAAUUAAAAUGUGUUAUUAGCAAGAAGUAGAAACUUUUACUAAAAGAAUUGUGUAUAUGAAUCAUUUUUUUCCUCCCAAUUAAAAAUGUAUCCUAUCUGAGUGGCUA